GUCACGUGGCCCGGCAUGGCCGGCCGGGAGGGCGCGGGCGCCGCCCAGCGGCGGCGGAGGCGGAAGGAGGAGGACCCCGAGGUGCGGCUGUCCAAGGCCCUGAGCUACGUCCUGCGCCAUGGGGCCGAGGCCGAGGGGCUGCCCAUGGGCCCGGACGGAUUUGUUGAGGUGGGGGCUCUGCUGCGGCUGCGGCGCUUCGCGGGGGUCUCCGAGGGUGACGUGCGCAGGGUGGUGGCCGCUGACCCCAAGGGUCGCUUCGCCCUCCGGCCGGACCCCCUGAGGGUCAGAGCCAACCAGGGGCACUCCCUGCCGGUGCCGGAUCUGGAGCUGACCCCCCUGUGCACCCCCGAGGCGCUGCCCCCCACCCUGGCCCACGGCACCCGGCGCCGCCUGUGGGGCCCGAUCCGGGCGGGGGGGCUGCGCCCCAUGGGGCGGCAACACCUGCACCUGGGGGGGCUGCCGGGGGACCCCGGCGUGCGCAGCGGGAUGAGGUCGGACUCGGAGAUCGCCAUCAUCAUCGACGGCCCGCGCGCGCUGGCGGACGGGAUCCCCUUUUUCUGCUCGGCCAACGGGGUGAUCCUGACGCCGGGGGACGCCCAGGGCCGGAUCCCCCCCAAAUAUUUCCUGCGGGUUCUGCAGCUGCGGCCGCACCGGUGUGAGCUGCCCCUGGACGGACCCUGGGAUGAAAAGGGGGGAGAGACCCCCGGAUGAGGAUUGGGGGGGGUCUCUGAGCUCCCCAGGUCCCACAGACUCAAAUAAAGCCCCCCCUAAACACCA
Messenger RNA from Melospiza melodia melodia, 777 nucleotides. It is a transcript of the gene TRPT1, whose product is annotated as tRNA phosphotransferase 1. Gene Ontology annotation, molecular function: tRNA 2'-phosphotransferase activity. The record is from RefSeq and is a predicted model, not a curated record. Gene Ontology annotation, biological process: tRNA splicing, via endonucleolytic cleavage and ligation. NCBI's taxonomy places the organism in Eukaryota, Metazoa, Chordata, Aves, Passeriformes, Passerellidae.